AUGUGUACAGAAUUUAGUAUUUUAGUACAUUAUUCAAUAGGUCAUCAUAAGAGAGUUUUAAGCAGCUUCACCUUGAUUUCGGAAACUGUAGCCCAGUUCCAUAAACUGAUAGCGAACAACUCUCUGUUGUUUGAAAACAGUCUGCGAAAGCCAUGGAAGUAUGUCUCCGGAGUGGACUGUACGCAGACCUUGGAGUCAGAAAUGAAAACAGAAGAAGACUGGUGCCGAGCAACAUGGGACACCAUUCUAUGUUGGCCCCCCGUCCCCCCAGGACAGACAGUUUACAUGGCAUGUCCUCCCUACCCGGGCUUGGACCCCAACAAGAUGGCAUUCAGGCGAUGUGGCGAAACUUCUGUUUGGGAGGGACCUCAGCCUCUCGGGUACUCAAACUACACCGACUGUUACACACCGGAGUCAUGGAGAUUGCUGGCUAAAUUCUACGGAAAUAAAUCUGCAGAAGAUCGAAAGUGGAUGAAGAAAAUUGUUGUUGGGACACGGACUAUGGAAAUAAUAGGUCUCUGUGUCUCGCUUGUGUCGUGUUUGACAUCACUAUUCAUUUUCUGUUACUUCCGAACAUUACGGUGCCACAGAACAAGGAUCCAUCGGAACCUCUUGGUCUCUAUCAUAGUGCAAGUUAUCAUCCGACUGAUCCUUUACAUUGAUCAGUAUAUCGCCCGAGAAAAGCAAUCAGAUUACCUUGCCGCCACCGGAAGUUACAUAGCUAUAUUCCACACGCCGACGUUCUGCGAGACGAUCUACACGCUGCUGGAGUACACGGAGUCGGUGCAGUUUAUGUGGAUGUUUGUGGAAGGAAUACACCUACACAACAUCAUAGCCGUGUCAUUCUUCUCAGGGAAACCCAACUACUUUGUCUACUAUGUCCUUGGCUGGGCUGCACCAUUACCAUUCACAGUGGCCUGGGUUGUUACAAUGCUCAACCUUCAUAAAGACAGCUGCUGGUUCCCGUAUUACUUUUUAGACCAAUACUGGAUUAUAGAGGCCCCCAGAGUCACUGUGAUAGGAGUAAAUCUGUUCUUUCUGCUCAACAUUAUUCGUGUUCUGGUGCACAAACUACGAAAAACUCGCACACUGGAACCACAAUUUACAAAAGUCAGGAAAGCUGUAAAGGCGGCCAUUGUUUUACUUCCUCUACUGGGAAUCACGAACAUUGUGAACCUUAUAGAUCCGCCCACCAAUAGUGUUGUACAGUUCGGACUGUGGUCCUAUUCCACGUACUUCUUAGUAUCAUUCCAAGGAUUUUUCAUCUCUCUGUUAUACUGUUACACAAAUGGCGAGGUUCGGGCAGUAUUGAAGAAACACUGGAAUAACUAUAUAGAUAGUAAAUCAUGUUCUACCGCGCAGGCGUACAAGAAUCGACGAUCUUGUUCCAUGGUCACCAGCACGUGUGAUCUUGCGGUAAAUCAGCGAGUAACCAAAACCAGUCCGCUGAUCCGCAUCAGAGAAAACGAUGACAGCUGCACGGAGUCGAUGCUCUGAGAACAAGAUGCUUUCUGAAACUAUAUAUUUUUGUUUAACUAUUAUGUAUCUGUAACAUGUAUAAUACUGUCAGCGUUUUUGUAUCCCUGAUAUAAACACAUGCACCCCACCCGUAUCAUCACCCUUUAUUUUGCUUAUCUGCAUCACCUCUGUAUAACAUAGUUUAAAUUCUAAGUACAUUUUAAGUUUUACACUAAGUACUAGGCUAAGUACUAGGCUACUGACAAACAAGUCGAUGUAACAGGGGUUUCAACAGUCUCGUUUGAAAUCAGCAUUUCGCAGGUCGAGAUUUCGAGCCCCUCUCGUGCCAUGGCCGCAUCAAACCUGAGACAGGGAUUGGUCUUCACCAAACGCUUGGAAUUUAGAAGUGAGAAUUACGGGUCUUUCGGAUAUGACCGUAAAAACGAGGGUCCCGUGUCGCGACAGGCUAUAGCACGAUAAAGAACCCUCACUACUACGGCCAUGGGGGCUAAGCAUAGGUAUAAAUUUGUGGUACUUCACCUACAGAUGGUGACGUCUCAUUAUGAGUGAAAAAUUCUCGACGGGACGUAAAACAAUUAAUAUUUUGGGGUUAAUUCGAUUUAUCUUCUUCAUCUGCUUCCAAGUGGAAAAAUUCCAAGGUACUCCGAAUGACAAUUACAGAGAUGUUCCAGAAGGUAAAAUAAAGGUAGAAACGAAUGAUAAAAUAAAGGUUGACGAUACAUGUACAGGGUGUUUAAUAAAGGACACGUGCCUGUAUGCAUAUCAGGGAUGCAAAACUCAUGUAUUACUGUACAACAAAUACAUUUUGAAAAUAUCUUAUCCCGUGAAAUAUCUCAUAUCAACCCUUUUACAAAUAUCAGCCCAAUUUGAAAUGGAAAGGGGUAUUAUCAUCUCAAAAUAGCAGCUUGCACAACCGAUCCAAUAUAUAAUGCAUUUAAGCUGAACCCCGUAUCAUUAGCUAGUUGUAUUCGGCGCGUCCGCGUGUCAAUCGUGGUCAAUGUUUUCCAGUAGAAUUUUGCCGUAGUAAUAAACACUCAAAUGAG
Messenger RNA from Ostrea edulis (European flat oyster), 2522 nucleotides. Its product is annotated as PDF receptor-like. Gene Ontology annotation, cellular component: plasma membrane. Gene Ontology annotation, molecular function: G protein-coupled peptide receptor activity. NCBI's taxonomy places the organism in Eukaryota, Metazoa, Mollusca, Bivalvia, Ostreida, Ostreidae. Gene Ontology annotation, biological process: adenylate cyclase-modulating G protein-coupled receptor signaling pathway; cell surface receptor signaling pathway. The transcript is spliced from 12 exons. The record is from RefSeq and is a predicted model, not a curated record. Bases 1 to 1497 code for a protein of 498 amino acids.